GCUUGUUAUUUGUUGGAGCGCUGCUUCCGCGUGCAUCACGUGGCCGGUCCUCCCGGAAGAGACAGCAUCAUGGAGCAGACAUCGAGCUGUAGAGGAGACAGAGGAGACAGAUGAGACCGGUCCACCCGGAGAGACAGCAGUAUCAUGGAGCAGACAGCGGGCUGUAGAGGAGACAGAGGAGACAGAGGGGACCGGGCCACCCUGACAGACAGCAGCAUCAUAGAGCAGACAGCUGGCUGCAGCAGAGACCGGUCCACCCGGAGAGAGCGCUUUGACUGCCUGACAGAUGCUUACAGAUGUUUCCUGAUGGGAUCGUGUCCCAGCCGAAGCGCUGCGGAUCUGGCUUGCGUGAUAUUGUCCGGUGUGUGUGGACCUGUCCCCGGCGAGGAGGAGGACAGAGAGUGUGCCAGCAGCGUGGAGCUGAGCUGCAUCAGCGUGACUCUGGUGGACAAGAUGACCUCCACCCUGACGUCCCGGAGCCUGUCUCCAGCAGUGACGUCAUACUGCGUGGACAUCCUGACGGUGUUGUUUCAGGACAUGGAUCUCAUGUCACAACUUAUCCUCCUGUUCCAGACUGAGGACCAGAUCAUCUCACAUCUGGCUGCAAAGACUGUAUCCACGUGUGUUUUCUAUCAGCUCUACAGAUCUGGUUUAGUCAGUCCUGUCUGGCAGCAGAAAUGUGUGCAGGUACUUUACAGCUCAGCCCCCGGUCCUGAGUUGGAUUGCUGUCUGUGGUCACUGACUGAAAUCUUAAAAAGACUUCUUAAAGGAGCUCAUCAAGAGAUCCUUGUGAAACUUCUGGCAGCUCUUGACUCCAGCCUAAGUGCUGUAUGUUCAAAGUUUCUCCCUGAAGAGAGAGAAGAGGUAGGGCAGUGUUCGGUGGAUCUUACCAGCAGCAGCAGACGCUGGGGAACAACAUUCUGUCUCCUGCUGGACCUGCUGGAGGUGCUGACUGCAUCCAGUUUGAUGUGUGGAGCUGGUGUCUGUCUGAAGAGUCAGAGAAUAACCCACCUUCGCUCCUCAGCACUCCUGACAACAAUCAGCGGCUCCUCACAGUAUUUUGUCAAAAAGCGAGCGCUGCUGCUUCUGAAGAGGGCGGUGCUCCGGAAGGCCGGAGAGGACUGGGCUUUAGGAGAAGUGCCGUUCACCGGGCUGAAAUACGAGCACUUCAACUCUGAUAUGAGCACGCUGGCUCAGAGUGUGUUAACAGCGGUGGCUACUGACUGGUUGCAGAGUGUUCAAGUAGAGUCCGCCUCUUUCUUUGGGGGGACCAGACACGUCCGAGAUGAGGAGGGUCAGAAACCAGACUGUGUGAUGCUGAGAGCUGUCAGCCUGCUUCUUCUCAAGUCCAUGGAGCUCCACAUCCAAACAGCUGGGAGAACAGCAGGGGCGGACAGUGCCAAAGAGGUUUAUAGGUAUCUGCAGAGUCUGUGGGGCUUCCUGAGGCGGUGCAGUGUCCAGCUGACCGAGGUCACUCACGGCUGCUGCUGGGUCAGCCUGCUGUUUGGAGAACAGGACGACGACAUGAUGGAGGCAGCCAAAGCUUUGUUUUCCAUAUUCCUCCAUCACAGACUGUGCUCUGGGUUGGAUGACUUUGCUUUGUCGGAGGCAGCCUGCGCCUCUGGCUGUAACCCUCACUGCCACUUCCUGCUGCUGCUUCAGAGCAUCUCCUUCGACCACAGCAUCCUCCUCGACUUCCUCAUCUCCACGGAAACCUGCUUUCUGGAGUACUUUGUGCGAUACCUCAAGUACCUCACAGCUGACUGGCGGGGCUUCACUGCAGCAUGUGGAAGAAUCGGCUCGCCAGACUGUCAUCUUUCACUGCAGCAGUCACUUCCCGCCUCAUUUGCUGGUGAUAUGAUAAAGGUGACAAAUAAAGGUGAGCCAGAUCCAGUUGAAUACAGCUCCUUUGUCCAGCCCACAGGUGUUAUUUCACCAGUCAGUUUGGCUGCUGGGUUUCACCUCGUAGAGUAUGACAGUUCUGACCAGUCUGAUCCAGAGGACAUGGAUGUUUCUCAGGACGAACCAGGGCUGUCUGUACCACCAGUACCUAUCAGGCAGAAACAAUACGAGUCAUCUGACUCUGAACCUAACGCCACACUGGAAAGAAGACCAGAAGGGCCAUCACUGCCGGUGUUACAGAGUGAGCAAACAUCAUGUCCAAACAUGUCAGGACAGGUGACCUGUGAGACAUUAGUCAGAGCAGUCCUCUGCAUGUCAGAGCUCAGACUGGUGGUGACGAGGCUGCAGAUAAAGAAACUCUUCCCAUACAACCCGUCUUCACUCUUAAAGCUCUUAGCACAAGUAGAGAACUGUUCCUAGCAAUCACCUCUGGUACAUUUCAAUAAAUGAUAAAGAUAUAUAAUA
Molecule: messenger RNA, 2367 nt
Organism: Sebastes umbrosus (honeycomb rockfish)
Lineage: Eukaryota; Metazoa; Chordata; Actinopteri; Perciformes; Sebastidae
Gene: lins1
Product: lines homolog 1
Exons: 6
Coding region: 145-2322 (725 amino acids)
Source: RefSeq, a predicted model, not a curated record